This is a messenger RNA of Penicillium salamii, 369 nucleotides long. The record is from the annotation of a GenBank genome assembly. NCBI's taxonomy places the organism in Eukaryota, Fungi, Ascomycota, Eurotiomycetes, Eurotiales, Aspergillaceae.
AUGGAUGUCAUUAUCUGGGCUAUCUCAAGCGUGUUCCGCUGGAUGCGUCUCAAGGUCUACCAGUACGAGGUGACCUUUGCCCUGUACAUGUUGACGCCAAUCGAGAAGCUCAUCUUCAACACAUUCCUCAUUACUCUCAUCACCAUGAUUGCGGCCGGAAUCUAUAUCUACCUGCCUGACCACCUGCGCGCCAUCUACGGCCGCCUCUACUACUACUGGGCCGGUGAGCGUCUCUUCAGCUCAGGGCGCUUGUCAAUCAGCUCUGUCUUUGGCGAGAGUGCCACCGCCAUCGGAGGCAUGGUGUACGAGACCGCGAAGAACGCAGCAGCCACCACGACCCAGCGCAUGGAGCGAAUGGCUGAACUGUGA